CACAGACAGAGAUAAAGUGCACAGAGUUUUUGUCGAUAUACGGUGUUUUUUCAACUGUUCUGUCGUCUUACAAGCUGUCAACUUAUCAAACGAGAUAAUGAAGAAGACAACCAACUUCUUUCCCGGAAAGACUAUGGUGUCUUUCAGGAAGGGUCCAUCAGGCCAUCUGCGGCAGGAUCCCUCUGACGAGGCCAUGCGGAUCAAAAAGAACCCUUCUCUUCAGGACAAGUCUCCCCCUCAGAGACAUGACCUGGUGAAGACCAAUGCUGUCACUGCAGUCUUUGAGCGGGGAGGGGAUGUGUCCGACCGACUGGAGGUGAUGGGGGAGUAUGUGCUGCAGUUUGGCAAGUACAAGGGUAAAUUGUUUAGGUGGCUCCUGGAAAACGAUGUUGGCUACACCAUCUACCUGAUGAAAAAGGUAGAGGAGGAGGAGAGAGAUGGGACCUUCAACCCUCAGGGACACAACAAGGACAGCCUGCUGUCAUUUCUGGAAUAUGCCAGGAGCUUCCAGGAAAUUAGGGACCUCAGGGAGUAUCUAGCUUCCAGGCUGCCUGCGCCACCAGUGGCAUCAGAGGGUGACAAUACUGUCGGCUUUGGAGCCAGGGCAAAGGACACCUGGAGGCAGAUCUGGGAGAGCAGGGCAGAUGGAUAUGCUGCCUUCAUCGUAGGAGUAAAGUGCAUCAAAAACAGCAAGAUGUACAACCUGCAGCAGUACAUCCUCAAGCAGCAGAGGGCUGAGUCUGGGGAGUCCUGCCCACCACCUGCAGGAGUCUCCACUACAUCAGCUGCCCCUACACCGCCUACAUCUAGCACUCUAGCGAUGGAGGAAGAUGAGGAGUUGGAGAGGGGGAUGCUGAAUCUGUCUCCCUGUAAAUUUGCCACUGAACUAAGACCAGCAGCAGUCUCCAGAGCCCCGGCUGUGUCUCCACCAACAGCACACAGGACGGAGCCAACAGCUACUGUUUCCAGACCUGCCGAGCCUGAUGACUCCUCUGGGAUUGUUGCUUCUGUGAAAGCCACGACGAAGGCCCCGCUGCCGGUCCCUCCUCAGCUGCUCGCCCUCGCCCCACAGCUUGGGGUAGAAGAACAGGCGCCUAAUGUGUUGAGACAAAAGCCUGGGAUAACAUCAGCUCCAUUUCUUCCUGAAGAGUUACCAUCAGUGGAAGCACAGAGAGACACUGUCCCUGAUGAAGCUCUGCCAAGUCCAGCACCGUCUGUCCCUUUAGAUGUCCCACACCAGCCUGCAGCCUCUGUCCCUGGCUAUGCUCAGGAUGUAGCGCAGUGGAACUGCUCCCACCAGCAGAAAAUUUGGAUGAAGACUGAGCUGGAGGCGUUGGGGCUGUGGCCGGGGUCACGUCCUGUUCGUCAUCCUAUGAACAUGCUGUCCUUGUGGCGUAAUCCACCUCAGCCUGAGCUCAUAGACUCAAUCUCUGAGCUGCCAUCACCUAAAUACUGUCAGCUUCAUCCUUUUUUCAUUUGGAAGCCGGAGCACACAAUCAUGGAGAGGGUAAGGAACAAUUACAUCUUGCCCUGCCUUCAUGAUUGUCCCAACCCUCAGGUAGCUUCUUCUGGCGUUGGAAGGCCAAGAGUUAUCAUUGGCACCAGCGGCCAGUACUAUAUUUUAGCCUCACGGCUCACCUGCAAGGCCUGUAGGAAGUACUGGCAUGCUGACAAGCCCCAGUGGCUGGAGAAACUACCAGAGCGCUUCAGCAACAUUGUUCCGGCUUUCCUAACUCACAAAAGGCCAUCUGCAACUGACGGAGAGGCGCUCCACCUUAAAUAUGAGAGAGCCCACCUGGCCUACCUGCUCAGUGUGCAGAACGUCAGGGAUGCUGAGGCAGGAGUUCCGGCCAGAGAACCAUCACUGGGCUUCUCAGACAGACGACCUCCGGCUCCAUUCGGUGGAUACUCAGAUGCUGACGGCUGGUGUGGAGUGUCUAUUUCUUCUCACUACCUGGUCGACUGCCUGGUCCGUGAGUUUCAACGGCAGGAGCAGCUCCUCACUCUGUUGCUACAGGGGACCUUUGGACAAGUACUCAGUUCAGAUACACACCGCAAAGUGGCUAGGAAGGUGGUGCUGUCAUCCGGCACAAUGUCUUCCUAUGCCAUAAUGAAUGAGAACUGGAUGAUCUUGAGCUGGGUGAUGCUGCAGUCGCGGUGCGAUCGGUCCCUCUAUCCUCUGUAUGAGGGGCUGUCUCGGCGCUACACUGCAGCUGGAGUGAGGAAGGCAAGCUACCAGUGGGUUGACAGGGACUGCUGUGCUGCCUUCAAGGUCCUGGACCCUGGUCAUCAGGAGCACCUGCUGUGGGACUGCUGGAGGACAUCAGAGGCCACCGUGGCGAAGGCGACCUCUGGCAACCUGGCCAACAACAGUGCCUCGAGGAGCAAGUUUAACAAAGACAUUGUCAUCAAGUUAGACUUGUUUCACUGCAUGAGGCGCUUUACCAGGGAGUGUGUGUCUGAACAUCACCCUCUGUUCAGCUCCUUCUGCCAGUUCCUCUCUGCAGCUUUUGUUGUGGUGGACCAGAGGGAUCUACAAAGGCUCACAGAGGCAUACACCUUCUGUGGAAUCUCUCCUGCAAAUCCGACAAAGCAGCACAUAAGAGAGCACUGCAGGACAAAGGUGCCACCGCCCAAGGGAGCUGCUGCAGAGGGAUCCAACGCCGUCAUCCACAUCCUGAGAGGCUGCCUGAGCGACCCUGACGUCGGGGAGGGAAUUCUCUACAGGUAUGGUGGCACCUUGCAGCUCAACUACAACAAGGGUGCAGGAGCCGCUGUACCUGUUUGGAUUCCAGUGAGAGGCACCUCUCAGCAGGAGGGCUUCCACUUUCACCAAGCCCAGUGGGUGACAGGCAACCGGGUGUCCUGUGAACUUUUCCAGGCCCAGGCAAUGACUGGAGUGGUGCGGUGGAACUUCCAGAGGCUGGUGGACCUGAAACAGCCUGGUGUGGAGCUGCCAGCUGUGUUCGACCCCCUGUUAAUUUCAGGACAGAACACAGCCUCUGUCAAGGUGACAGGCCAAGCAAAAUAUCCCAGGCUGCAAAAUACAAACUGGGACACAGGGGAGAGAUUUGGACUGCAGUUUGUGGAGCCAGGUUGUCGUCCUGUUGUGUUGAACUGGGACAAGCACAAGGUACAGCCCAACAUCCCAGCUGCUGUAGCCAUGGAGACAGAGGAUCACUGCCCUGCUGCUGUGGUGGACACAGACUCUCAGGUAAUCCAGACUUAA
Messenger RNA from Perca fluviatilis (European perch), 3229 nucleotides. RefSeq lists its product as uncharacterized. NCBI's taxonomy places the organism in Eukaryota, Metazoa, Chordata, Actinopteri, Perciformes, Percidae. The coding region runs from base 98 to 3229 and encodes 1043 amino acids. The record is from RefSeq and is a predicted model, not a curated record. The transcript is spliced from 12 exons.